Ilex paraguariensis (yerba mate) is the source of this 2818-nucleotide messenger RNA. The record is from the annotation of a GenBank genome assembly. Lineage: Eukaryota; Viridiplantae; Streptophyta; Magnoliopsida; Aquifoliales; Aquifoliaceae.
CCAUAACUUCUAUACUUUCUAUGGUGCCAUGGCUAUGGCAUGUUGUUGUUGGUCCUGCCACAUGGCCGUCGCCGUCGACAUGAAUAUGAAUCGGACUAUGGCCACUGGAGUAACCCAUCUUUUUUCUUUGAAUUCCCAUAAAUUUUCCGGCAACUGGGACACGAAGCUAUUUGGGUUUGUGUUUCAGAGGAAGGAGAGAUCAUUAGUACGGCGUCGUCUUAAGUUUGUUGUCAGUGCUGACCUCUCCAAGCCUUUCUCUGUGAACAACUUCGGUUUGGACAAACAGACUGUCAAGUCCCACAACUUAUCCCAGUUGCCGUGGAUUGGUCCACUCCCUGGGGAAAUUGCAGAAGUUGAGGCUUACUGUAGAAUCUUUAGAGCUUCUGAACGGUUUCAUAAUGCAUUGAUGGACACAUUGUGUAAUCCCUUGACUGGAGAAUGUAGUGUUUCAUAUGAUGUCCCAUCAGAAGAUAAACCGUUGUUGGAAGACAAAAUAGUGUCUGUUCUUGGUUGCAUGAUAUGUCUCCUGAAUAAAGGAAGGGAGGAUGUGCUUUCAGGAAGAUCCUCAUUCACAAAUUCAUUUCGCGAUGUAGAUUUAAAUGUAAUGGAAGAAAAGCUUCCACCUCUUGCCAAUUUCAGGGGUGAGAUGAAAAGGUAUUGUGAGAGCUUACAUGUUGCUCUUGAAAAUUAUUUGACACCUGAUGAUACCCGAAGCUUGGAUGUAUGGAGGAAACUGCAAAGACUGAAGAAUGUUUGCUAUGAUUCUGGCUUUCCUCGUGGGGAUGAUUGUCCAUGCCCUACAUUAGUUGCAAACUGGAAUCCUGUUUAUUUAUCUUCCUUAAAGGAAGACGUGGAAUCUACAGACUCUGAAGUAGCUUUUUGGAAGGGUGGCCAAGUAACUGAUGAAGGUCUGGAGUGGCUAAUGGAAAAAGGAUUCAAAACCAUUGUAGAUCUUAGAGCAGAGACUGUGAAGGAUAACUUCUAUCAGACAGCAUUAGACAGUGCUAUUUUGUCUGGGAAGGUUAAACUGGUCAAACUUGAGGUUGAAGUUGGCAUUGUGCCUUCAAUGGAGCAGGUCGAGAAGUUUUCGGCUUUAGUGUCAGAUUCCAGCAAAAAGCCCAUAUAUCUCCAUAGUAGGGAAGGGGUAUGGAGAACUGCUGCUAUGGUCUCUAGAUGGAAGCAGUUCAUGGCUCGCUAUGGAUUGCAAAACGUCUCCACUCAGACAGUCACUCCUACGGAUGUUCAACAACAAGAUACAAGAAGAAUGGAAGAAUUUUACAUCUCUUCGACAGCUUCUGAGGAAGAAAAUGAAUUGGUGCGAGAGAAGUUGGAUAAGAUUUAUGAUUCCACUGUGGAGUUUAUCAAUCAAGUCUCUUCACCUACAGAAAACCUCAGUAGUAAUGGAGCCAAUGAUGGGGUUGUACCCCACCAAGAACCUGGAUCAAUCCAAACAGUUGAUGAUACUGGAUUAGGAUCUUCAAUCCACUUUUGCAGUGAAGUCAACCCUCUUGAGUCCCAGCUGCCUCCUCCCAAUGUUUUCUCCAAGAUGGUGAUGUCCAGGUUUUUCAGAAGUAAAAAGAUCUCACCUGCAACAUACUUUAGUUGUGAACAUAAAAAACUGGAGAUGCUGUAUAGUGCAAAAUGGAGGUCUAAUGGGACAACUCGGAAAAGUGAAAUCACUGAGAGCUAUCCAGAAUCAAGGAUUAUGGAAGAAGCAAUAUCGAAUGGGUCUCUAAACAGUAAGAACUUAUCUUUGAAGUCUCUGAGUUUUCUUGGUAGUAAUGGCACUUAUCAAGAUCAAAAUAGUUAUUUAUCCUCGGGUCCUGGUUUGAAUGGAUACAGUAAAGGGAAACAGAAUGUCAUUAGUAACAUUGUUGAUCCUAUUGGUGUGAGCAGUAAAUUAGAGAGGGAUGGUAAUACACCUAUGACCAUGACAGUGGAUCAGAGGAGCAAUGUUGAAGCCCCAAUAUCUUCAGGUGAUGAUGGAGUGGAGCUGCUUGAGGGAAACAUGUGUGCCUCUAUGACUGGUGUUGUGAGAGUGCAGUCAAGAAAGAAAGCAGAGAUGUUUUUAGUUCGCACAGAUGGAUUCUCUUGCAACAGAGAAAAGGUAACAGAAUCUUCCUUGGCGUUUACUCAUCCUAGCACCCAGCAGCAGAUGCUUAUGUGGAAAUCUCCACCAAAGACUGUAUUAUUGUUGAAAAAACUGGGCCAAGAACUCAUGGAAGAAGCUAAACAGGUUGCUUCUUUCUUGUAUCACCAAGAGAAGAAGAAUGUUCUUGUUGAACCUGAGGUACAUGACAUUUUUGCCAGAAUCCCUGGGUUUGGUUUUGUUCAGACCUUCUAUAGUCAAGAUACCAGUGAUCUUCAUGAGAGGGUAGAUCUAGUAGCUUGUUUGGGAGGAGAUGGGGUUAUACUCCACGCAUCAAAUUUAUUUAGAGGUGCUGUUCCCCCUGUUGUCUCAUUUAAUCUUGGAUCUCUUGGAUUUCUCACUUCCCAUACUUUUGAAGACUAUAAACAGGACUUAAGACAAGUCAUCCAUGGGAACAACACACUAGAUGGUGUUUAUAUAACUCUAAGAAUGCGUCUCCACUGUGAGAUUUUUCGAAAUGGGAAAGCAAUGCCUGGGAAAGUAUUUGACGUCCUCAAUGAGGUUGUAGUUGAUCGUGGAUCAAACCCAUACCUUUCCAAAAUUGAAUGUUAUGAACAUGACCGCCUCAUAACCAAGGUGCAAGGUGAUGGAGUCAUAGUAGCCACACCUACUGGAAGUACCGCUUAUUCUACAGCCGCUGGAGGUUCCAUGGUAGGCAACCCUUGUUAA